Molecule: messenger RNA, 3662 nt
Organism: Megalobrama amblycephala (Wuchang bream)
Lineage: Eukaryota; Metazoa; Chordata; Actinopteri; Cypriniformes; Xenocyprididae
Product: von Willebrand factor A domain-containing protein 5A-like
Exons: 25
Coding region: 202-2868 (888 amino acids)
Source: RefSeq, a predicted model, not a curated record
GAGUUUAACGGUCUUCUGACUGAUGCUCUUUCAACGACUAACAGAAAUCAUCCCCUCUCUUCACCAAACAUUCGGUCGAGUUAGAAACUCUCAGAAACACUGAUUUACUCAUUAAAUGAGUCGGUCUGAUAAGAUUUAAAACUUAUUUAAAAGCUGUAGGUAACUUUUGAAGUCUUAUCAUCUUGUCAUUUCGGCGUGAAAAUGGUGAAGUGCGGACUUUUGUCUCAGAGAAAUGAGCCAGUGCCUCUGAAGAGCAUCUCAGUGGAGGUUCGGGUUCAGGAUCAUGUAGCCACAGUCUCCUCCACUCUGCAGUAUGUGAAUGAGGAAGAGCGCCCCCUGGAAGCCUUGUUCGUCUUCCCUCUGCCUGCUGAUGCUGCUGUCUGCCACUUCAGUGCCAAGAUCGGAGAGCAGGAGAUUGUGGCAGAGGUGCAAGAAAGAGAAACCGCGAGGGAUCGUUAUGAUGACGCUGUGAGUUCGGGUCAGCAGGCGUUUCUGUUGGAAGAGAGCGAAGAGAGUCCUGAUGUGUUCAGACUGAGUGUCGGGUGUCUGUCGCCGGGUCAGAACGCUGCCGUCACCAUCAUCUACGUCACCGAGCUCGCUGUGCAGGCCGACCACUCGCUGCGCUUCUGUCUGCCGGCUGUACUCAACCCCCGAUACACACCAGCAGGUUCAGUUGCUGGUAUAGUCUCAGAGAUUUCAUCAGGAUGUGGAUCUGUUCCCUACACGCUGACUCUCAGUGUCCAUGUGAGCUCUCCAAAGCCCAUCUCCAAACUAGAGUCCAGCUGCACUCUGGAUCCUCUAGUGUUCCUCCUCUCUGAUCACACUCAGGCGACGGUGAAUCUGAGUCCUGGUCACAUGUUCGAUAAGGAAUUUGAGCUGUUUGUGUACUAUCAGGAUACCCAUCAGCCCUCUGCUAUAGUGGAGGCAGGAGUGAACACUGCCCCAUCAGGCUCUCUGAUGAGGGACCCAGUGGUCAUGAUAAGUUUGUUCCCAGAGUUUCCAGAGGAUGUGAUGUCAUCACUGACAACUCAAGGCGAGUUUAUUUUUGUGGUUGACAGGUCAGGCAGUAUGUACUGCAUGAUGCAUCGUGGUAAAGGAGCACAGAUGCGCAUUGAAAGCGCAAAGGACACUCUGCUGUUACUGUUGAAGAGUCUGCCCAUGGGAUGCUACUUCAAUAUCUAUGGAUUUGGCUCUAAUUUUGAGUCCUUUUACCCUCAGAGUGUCGAGUACAAUCAGAAAACAAUGGAUCAGGCUCUGAAGAAAGUGAAGAAAAUGCAAUCAGACUUGGGCUGCACCAAGAUUUUAGAGCUUCUAAAACACAUCUACAGUCAGCCCUGUUACCCAGACCACCCCAGACAGCUGUUCAUCUUCACUGAUGGAGAGGUGGAGAACACUAAAGAGGUGCUGGACCUGGUGAAACAUCAUGCUCACUCUCACAGGUGUUUCUCAUUCGGGAUUGGUGAGGGUGCAAGUACCGCCCUCAUCACAGGAAUGGCCAGGGAGGGAUCUGGUCACGCUCAGUUCAUCACAGGCACCGACCGCAUGCAGCCUAAAGUGAUGCAGUCCCUCAGGUUUGCGCUGCAGCCCGCUGUGGUUAAUAUCUCUGUGGAUUGGACCCUUCCAGAUGGCAUUACUGUUGACACACUGUCUCCACACUUCAAUGUGCUCUUCCAGGGUCAAAGGUCACUCAUUUAUGCCCAACUUAAAGGAGAGAGUUCAGGAGGCUCUGAGGGAACAGUGACAGUCAAAUACAGUCUUAAAGAUCAACCAGUAACAAACCAGCUCCACUUCUGCCUCAAACCAACUGAGGAAACAGGGUUGGCCGUCCACCGGCUGGCGGCUUGGACCCUGAUCCGUUCUCUGGAGCAGGAGGAGAGGUCAGGUGAUGCAGAUGUUGAGAGCGUCAGGAGCAGGAUAGUGGAGCUCAGUGUUCAGGCAGGAGUGAGCAGUGUUCAUACAGCCUUCAUUGCCAUUAACAAAGACAGCAGACAGACUGUGAAAGGACCCCUGCUGCAGAGAAGAGUGCCCACACAAGCGACACAAUAUGCUCAGCCACUGCCUUUUAUAAGCUUUGGUGCACCGCUGUUGGUAUGCAGUUCGAUGCCAAUGCAGGGGUUUUCUUCGGGAGCUCCAUUUGCCACACAAUAUGCUCAGCCACUGCCUUUUGGAGGCUUAGGUUCGCCGUGGUUGGAACGCAGUUCGAUGCCAAUGCAGGACAGCAGACAGACUGUGAAAGGACCCCUGCUGCAGAGAAGAGUGCCCACACAAGCCAGACGAUCUGUUCAGCCACCGGCUUAUAUGUCACGGGCAGCCACACAAUAUGCUCAGCCACUGCCUUUUGGAGGCUUAGGUUCACCGGUGUUGGGACGCAGUUCGAUGCCAUUGCAGGCCAGACGAUCUGUUCAGCCAAUGGCUUAUAUGUCGCCAGCCACACAAUAUGCUCAGCCACUGCAUUUUGGAGGCUUAGGUUCACCGGCGUUGGGAUGCAGUUCGAUGCCAAUGCAGGAUGUCUAUGUGUGUUCAGCCGCUCCUGACCCCCCAAAGGACCUGUUACUCCAGCUGGUUUCUCUCCAGAAGGCGUCAGGCUGCUGGGAGCUGGACGCCACACUGGCUGAUGUGUUUGGGAAGACGGAGGAUGAGCUGACCAAUCAGAAACCAGCACAGGUGGAUGGGUCAGUAUGGGCCACUCUCCUGGCUCUGAUCUGGUUAUACGGCUGUAAAAUAGAGCAGCAGGUCGAGUGGCAGUUUGUGGCCAUGAAGGCAGCGUCAUGGAUCGGCUCUCAGAAAGUGGGCGAUCUGUCUCAGUGUGUGUGUGUGGGUAAUGCCCUGCUCGGAUGUCAUGUGACCAAAGAGACUCUGGGAAUCUGAAGACGUCUGGGAAUCUUUAAAACUCUCAUGAUAAUGUUUUUGCUGUUUUGAAAUUGAAAAUAAUUUGAUUCAGAUUAAUCAUUAACCUUUUCUUGUUUUUUUUUUUGUUUGUUUUUUUGUGCAUCAGUGACUUACUAACGCUGUUGAACGAGUCCUCGAUCACUGAGGAUACUUUCACACAGCAACAGAAUCAUGUUUAUGUGCUAAAAAUGAUUAUGUUCAAACACCAACGUGAAUGUUGAACAAGAGCAGCAACAUAAUGAAAGACUACUAUUAAAGUACAAAAAUAUUUAAAUACUCUGUCACUCUUUUUCAAAAAACACCAUAAAAUAGUCUGUACAUCUUCUGAAGCCAUAUAAUACCUUACCAUGUUUGAAUCCCAUACCAUGAUAUCCCUUCAUUUCAACAUGUUUCAUUUAGAGAAAAUUAAAAUAGACUACAGCUGUAGUUGACAUAAUCAGGACUAAUCAAUAAUGUGAAAUAUUUUACUUCUUUGUCUUGCCAUCUAUUAAAGGUUUUACUAUAUAAACAGAUUUAAAGGAAUACAACUAUGUUAUCAUGUUCCCUCCAUUCCUCAAUGGUCCAUGAGUGAGCAGCAUCUGGUGGUUCCUUCAGAAUGAGAUUUGCUUUUACUGGCUUGAUGGACACCACGAAGCUCUGACACCAGGGACAAGGAACUCCAGCUGUGGCAGGAACCUCUGAGACAUGGGACCUGGUCUCCCAUCUCUAGGACCAUGCAGCCAUGAUGGGAACCCCUGGUCCUGGAUGGACACGGCAUGGAGCUUGGAGACCAA